CAGCAGACCCAAAGCAAUGGAGAUCCUUUGGUUCAUCUUCAUCUUCCUCUCUCUGACCAGUCACGGAGAUGCUUAUGGACCAGAGAGCUGCAACUCCGACGGAGGCCUGUGCCGAGUGGGGAGUUGUGUUUCUGGUGAAUACCUGGCCAGGUUCUGCUUUGAACCCAUCAUUCUCUGCUGUAAGAGGGUGUCACACACUGCCACCAAGAGCUGAAGGUUUCCAAAGGAGGACAUUGCGGCGCAUGGAGAGCUGCAGGCUCCGCCAAGGAGGAAGGAGCAGCUGUUGGGAAGGAAAUGCUCUGCCAUUCCGUGGCUGCUGCUCUCCUGGGAGAACACAGCUGUGGGUUCUCUCCUGGGUUUCUGAAGAUGUUGCUUUUUUGGGGGUUGCUGUGACUUUAUAGGAAACAUUGUGGUAAGAAGAAUCUGGGGCCGUAGGGCUUAGCGUCCAGUUGGGUGUCUGCUUGUUACUGUCAUGCACAGAUGAGAAGUUGCCUUUCUUUUUACCUGAAAGCAAUAAAC
Molecule: messenger RNA, 519 nt
Organism: Pogoniulus pusillus (Red-fronted tinkerbird)
Lineage: Eukaryota; Metazoa; Chordata; Aves; Piciformes; Lybiidae
Product: gallinacin-12-like
Exons: 2
Coding region: 17-214 (65 amino acids)
Source: RefSeq, a predicted model, not a curated record